Molecule: messenger RNA, 942 nt
Organism: Erigeron canadensis
Lineage: Eukaryota; Viridiplantae; Streptophyta; Magnoliopsida; Asterales; Asteraceae
Exons: 5
Coding region: 149-703 (184 amino acids)
Source: RefSeq, a predicted model, not a curated record
ACCACCAUCAUAUCACGGUCGCCUUCGACAAGAAAAAAUCGUCUGGUACAACCGAUAUUCGUAAACUGCACCCGAAACGAAAAGAUCAAACAAAGAAAGGUGUCCCAACUGGAUAAGGAAAGUUGAAAUUUUGUGAUAUUUGACUUUGAUGGAGUCAAUGGAUUUGGGGUAUAUAUGCCCUUAUGAAAAGGGUAGUGCUCAGAAAAUCUCAGUUUGUGAUGAUAUUUUGAACAUGAAGUCUGAUAGCUUCCAAGUGGAUAUGGAACCUUUCUCACAUCUCAACAACAAAGAUCUUCUUAACUAUAAUAACUCAAGAUAUAAUUUGCAAGGAAGUUUAUCAAAAAAAGAAGAAAAGAAGAAGAUGAGUACUCCAAGUCUUGACAAAGAAAGACAUGCUAGUUCUUCACCUAAAGGUAUGAUGUCCGAAAAAUUAACACCAACUACAGUAGGAACAGCCGAGCCACAAGUCCAUCACCAGAUUAGUAUCGUUACCAGCGCGACUACGACUACCGCCACAGGAACGCCAACAAAAAGUAGACUCAUCGGCAAACGAUCAAGUAGUUUUAAACAAACGUCGAUCAUCAACCCUAGAAGAAUCAUGUUCUUCUUUGCUACUUUGUCAAGUAUGGGAACUAUCCUACUGAUAUACUUCACCCUCUCCAUGGCAAAGCAUAAUGGAGGUGACAACUUGCUUGAUCAGUAGUGAAAAAAUUGAUUUUAUAACCAAGGAAAUACCAUCUUUUGCAAUCUUUCCAAUACACAAGUUAUGCAUAUUUGCAAAUUUUAGCCUUUUCUUUUCAUUUCCAGUAUGCCCUUUAUACAAAAGAAACAGACAAGGAUGAAGGGCAUUGUAAAUAGAGAGCGUUCCAUUAAAUUUUAUAAGAAUCAAUGAAUUUGGAAUAUUACAACAUGAAAUAUAACUCAACUGAAGUUAGGCAUUUA